AUUUUCUCGUAGAGAUCCACAGCGCUCGGGACGCAGGUUUAGUGGGUAGCCUGGUGAUGGUGGGCGGAGGCCACAGCUUGGGCUCCAGCCUCGGUGUGCUGAGAUCCUUGCCCGAACUCGGGGUCACCGGGCUCACUCUCACCCACACUUGUCCCACUCCCUGGGCUGAGAGCGCGACGUCGUCAGAUCAGCCAGCCAACACUAGAGGGCUUACGCAGUUCGGCAAGGACUUGGUACUGGAGAUGAACAGGCUGGGCUUGCUGGUUGACGUGAGCGGAUCGUCCGCGGCCACUUCACGGGACGCGAUGUUCGUCUCCAGAGCGCCCGUGAUAUUCAAUAACGCCUUCACCAGAGCCAAGUGCCCAACCCUCGCUCCCACCGCUGUUGACGAUGACAUUAUCAGCCGGCUGUCUCGCAACGGAGGCGUUGUGCUCGUGUCACUCACGCGAGGCAGCAACGGAUCCCAAAAUUCGUGUGGGCACAACCAGAGCGUCGCGGCUGUUCUAGAACAUAUAAAUUACAUACGGAAAUCGGCUGGCGUUAAACACAUUGGCAUUGGAUCCACAGAUGAUCCAGCUCGCUACGCGCUGCUGGUCGCAGAGCUCAUGAAAGACCCGAGCUGGACGAGUUCUGACCUGCACCAGCUGCUGGGUGGUAACCUGCUACGGGUGCUGGAUGCUGUACACCAGGUCAGAGACGAGAUGGCGAGCAACGAGCCUUCAGAGGAACUAAUCCCCAUCCACGAUAUCAACGAUCGCUGGCCUUGCCGCUAUAAAUUCGGCAGUCUGCCCUCCAGAUAGCAAAGCUCUUGAAUCCCAUGGAAAAAAUAAAUGAUUCUAUGAUACUUGUACUGGAUUCAAAGCUACAACAUGGAAUUUAUCAUCACAUAUAGUUUUUGUAUAAAGUUAUAUAAAUAAAAUAAUUAUAUAAAAUCGUCAUCGGUAUAUAAUGGCGUAUGAAGAUUAGUAAAGAGAAAUAUUUUUUGUGGUAACUUCGAAGGAACGAAUCGAAAUUCCUCUCCCAUAACGAAGAAAAAAUUGUCAGGCUUCUUCCAAAGUCGGAGUCAGACUUUCUUUCAUCUCCUUGUAACAAAAUAAAAUGAAGCGAGACAUUUUUGUUUUGAACUAGUCUUUGAAUUUAAAGCUUCCUUGUAAUAGAAUUCGGAAAAAUGUUAUUGACCAUUGUGUCGGUGAUAUUGUACUGUAUUAAGAAGUUAAAUUUCAAGUUUAAAAUGAUACUUUAUUUAGAUUGAUUUUUUAGCAAACUUGUAAGAGUUUGACUCUCCUUUGGUUGACAUAUAACCAUAAAUUUCAAAGAAAAAUAAUUGUAUUAGUGGUACCGUAGAGCGACUGAAGAUUUUGACCAUAUCAUAGA
Hyalella azteca is the source of this 1374-nucleotide messenger RNA. RefSeq names its product dipeptidase 2-like. The coding region runs from base 57 to 800 and encodes 247 amino acids. Gene Ontology annotation, biological process: proteolysis. The record is from RefSeq and is a predicted model, not a curated record. Gene Ontology annotation, molecular function: metallodipeptidase activity. The transcript is spliced from 7 exons. Lineage: Eukaryota; Metazoa; Arthropoda; Malacostraca; Amphipoda; Hyalellidae.